This is a messenger RNA of Prorocentrum cordatum, 706 nucleotides long. The record is from the annotation of a GenBank genome assembly. NCBI's taxonomy places the organism in Eukaryota, Dinophyceae, Prorocentrales, Prorocentraceae.
AGGUGAUUGUCGCGCCGCGCUCAUCCCCCUUCACAUGCCCGACGCGGCCCCGAAUGGGAAGAUGGCGGCCGCGAGUGCGCCCAAGGUGGCGCGCUUGGUGUGGAUGUCCAAGGACCACAAGGCCAGCUCCCCCGAUGAGUACAAGCGCAUCACCGAGCUCGGCGGCUUCGUCAACGACGGGCGCGUGGAGGGCUUGGAGCCGUCCAGGACAUUGGGCGACUUCGACGUGAAAAUGAAGGUGAAGAAGGGGGUGAUUUCCAUCGUUCCCGAGGACAAGCGGCGGCGUGGACGCGACCAGCGACUGGAGGUGCGGUGCCAGGAGGUAUCCGACGGCACGUCGCCUGGGCAGGCUAUAUUGGUUUGCGCAACCGACGGAGUCUGGGAUGUGAUCUCGGGCCAGGACGUGUGCGAUUUGAUCCACGCGCGAAAGGAUAUCGUGAGGCUCCAGCUGGCGCUGAGCGGAGAGGUGCCCGCGGGCACUAGCCAACCCCUGCGUGACUUCGCCGAGGACCUCGUGCAGUUUGCCGUGGCCCGCGGCAGCCGGGACGACUGCACCGCUGUGGCGGCCCUCAUCGACGUGCGCUCUCCGGGCAAGCGCGGGAGCGGGGGCGUGAGCUUCCCAGGGGCCGGGGCGGGCAGCGCUUCGCGCAGCGCACCGUCGGUGUUGCCGCCGAUGAGCAGCAGCGGCAGGGCUGCGCAUUCAAAA